Molecule: messenger RNA, 2172 nt
Organism: Moneuplotes crassus
Lineage: Eukaryota; Ciliophora; Spirotrichea; Euplotida; Euplotidae
Source: the annotation of a GenBank genome assembly
GCAUAAGACUCUUACAACGAAAGUCUUAAGAUUGCUUAUUAAUUAGAUUGUACAUGCCAUCGAGAGCUUUUUAAUAUUUACAAUAGAGAGAUUUUGGAACACCUUGAGUCUCUCAAAAUAAUCCUUGGCAGCAUAUUUUAUGGUGACAGCUCAUCUUUUCCUAGAAUGCUCCUAUUACCAUAGUCUCCAAAGUUUUCGCUUUCAUUGGUAGAGCAAUGGAGAGGAGUAGUGCACUUUUUUGUCUGAAUCACAGUAUUAGAAUGAUCUUUUUUAGGGUGAAAAUUAAUCAGGACAGAUCUUUUGUUAGUGAAUACUGUCUUCAAUGAAAUAUUUUCUAUGUUACUUAGAGGUUUAGGUCUUCAAGCAUCAUCUUUUGUUUACCUUUGGGCUAAAUAUCUUUUCAGAAACACUCUUCUGGUAUCAGGUCUCAUUGUGUUCUUCAAAGGAUCAAACUUUUCUGGAGCAGCUCCCUAACCAGCUUUAAAAUCUUGGUUGAGAUUUGAAACUUCUUCUUUGUAUUAUAAUUUGAUCAAUACCCACUUCUCUAUUUAAAACCUCGUCUCAUCCCUAAAACUUCCUCUCUUCCUUACUCUCCUACUUCCAAACCUUAUUUCCCUUCAUCUAAACCUCUUCCUCACCCCAUUUCCUCCGAUCCCAUCCUCAUCAAUACCCCCUAUCCCACCCCUAUAAAUUCUACUUCCCAACCCCCAAGCCCCUUCUACUCCCUCACCCUCCUAUUUUACGCUUGCCCACCUCUCUUGCCCCAAAACCUCUGCUUUGGCUUAACUGGUCCUACUCGGAAUCUCUCUCUGCACUGGUUUUAGUUAUUACUUAGCCAAAUUUGUGACUAAUAAUGUGAUGAUUGGGUAUUUAAGGACGAAGUAUUACUUUUGGUGGUCUUACAUCGUCUACAUAUUUUGUGAUCUUUUUAACAUACAGGAGUUGGUUAUAACUCAUGUCAAGUCACAAAAGAUCUUGAAGCUCUUGUCUAAUUUCUUCAGUAAGGCUCUACUCAGAAGUAAUUUUGUCAUUUUCUUCAAUAAGUCUAAAGAAGUCAUCAGUAGAGAUAAUAUCAACAGUAGCCUCCCUCUUUGAGGAUUUAACUAACUGUUCAUACGUAAAUUCAUUUAAGAACUCAGUUACAGUGAUUCCUUCUGAGUCAAGGAAGAUAGAUAGAUUCAAUAGCAGGUUCCUCGCACAAUCUGAGAGAUCACUCAAAUUAUUAAUUUUCUUCCUAGGCUUUAUUUCCUCAACAGUCUUGGUAAUCUCUUGAACUGGAGGGGUCGGCUUCUGCUCUGAAAAUUCUUGAGUCGGUUCGUUUUGAAAUCCUUCUUUGUAACAUAUUCCGUUCUCCUCCAAUACUUUGAUAAAAGCCUUGUUGAUCUUUUUCAUCAUUAAGAGAUCUGGAUAAUGAGAAUCCAGACACAAUAGAUCCUGAAGCUCUUGCUUCACUGUAUCUGUGGGAAAACUGGAAGAGAUUUCUUCCAUAUGCUCUUCAAUAAGAUUGAAGAAGGAGUCAACAGGAAUUAGCCAUACUUUGCUUGUCUUUGUUGCUGAUUUAAUAAGUUGCUCAUACUUAGAAUCUUUGAAAAAAUCUCCUGUUGUCAUAUUCUGGAGUUUCAGGAAAAGACCGACUUUUAAGAGAAAGUUUUUGGACUCUUUGCAUAGAUGAGUAAGAGUCAAGACUAUCUUUGGGUUUUCUGAUUUGAUCUCAAAUUGAAUCUCGUCAAGGUUUGUUAUUGAGGGUUCUUCCGAUAUUUUAGGAGUUGUGACGGAUCAAAUCUGACAGUCCUCUUUAUAUGUCGUUCCAUGGGUUUCUCCAAUAGUUUUAAGAGCUUUAUCAAUCUUUAAAAGCAUCAACAGAUUCAUAUAAUGCCUAUCAAGGCAAAGAAGACUCUGAACCUCUUGCUUGAUUUCAUCAGUCAGACCCAAAGAAGUGUCUUUAUCUUCCCUCUCUUCUAAGGCUCCAAAAAAAUCGUUAGCAUCAAUAAGAUCUACUAUCCCUUCCUUCUUCUUAGUCUUCACCCUCUGUCCAAACACUUUCCCUUAAAAAAACUCCUUCACAGUCACCCCUCUCUCCCUCAUAAACCUCCCAACCCCUCUCAAAACCUCCUUUCACCCUACAGAAAUUCCUUCUAUUCCAAACUUCUCCUCCAAUAACUUCCAAUUCUU